Molecule: messenger RNA, 624 nt
Organism: Blepharisma stoltei
Lineage: Eukaryota; Ciliophora; Heterotrichea; Heterotrichida; Blepharismidae
Source: the annotation of a GenBank genome assembly
AUGUCAAGCAAGACCAGAAGAAAAUCAGAAACUCAAUAUAAAAAUAAGCUUAAAAGAAGAAAAACCGAAAUAACCUUAACAAAUGUAGUGAAUACCCCAAGAGUGUCGAUUUCAUCUGAAGCUUGUUUAAAGACUCCUUCAACUCCUAACCUCUAUAAAAUAACUGGGCCAAAUGGAAUAAAUUCCUCCCAAAGCCAAAACACGCUUCCAAAAGUUCGAUUUCAGCGGGAACUUUCAACAGAAAAAUCGAAAUAUCCAGCUUUUCAGCGAUAUCUGGAGCAUAAAUAUGGGAAAAAGGUUAAAAAUUUAAGUCCCCCAGAAAAGCCGCUUCCAAUUAAGCGCCCAAGAAGUGUAAAGCUUUUGAAGAACAAUUUAUAUGAUUUAUUAGAAUUAACUCCAAGCUGCACAGAAAGCGAUAUAAGGCAAAGUUAUAAAAGACUAGCUAUAAAGUGUCAUCCUGAUAAAGGUGGUGAUCCCAAGCAUUUUAGAUGCUUGAAGCAAGCUUAUGAUAUAUUAGGGAAUGUAGAUUUGAAAGAAAUUUAUGAUAAUGAAGGAUUAGAUGGAGUUAAUGCUCUGCAAGAAGUUGAAAUGGAUGAAUUAUUAGAGUGCUUAAAAAGUUCAUAA